ACACGAAAUUCUCUGAAAUUCUGUCCAAAAAUUCUACUGCCCAAUUGCUUGUUUCUCUUCUCUUUCCAGACACGGAAUAAAAUCACACACAAAAGGGUAUCGUUAGUUGUUUGUAUGCACAUUCGAUCUGUAAGCACUGAUGCAAAAUACUGGUGUUAACGCCGGUAGCGGCGGUGCUGGAGGCGGGGCCCGUGUAAGAGCAGAAGAUGUGAUUUCGAAGCUGAAAGACGACGGUGACUUCGAUCGGCUCCGUCUCAAAAUCAUUCGUAAGCUGAAGGAGAAUGAAGAAUUGCGAAGCAAUAUUAUAUCAAUGGUGAAGCAAUCAGCUGCUCUCAAUCGUCCUGGUGCUGAAAACAUGAAACCACGGCAGCUGUCUGAUGCAAUACACCAAGAAAUUGGGGACAAAGUCAUGAGCCAAAUUUCUGAUGGUGUCUGGAAUAUAAUUAGAGCUGCUGAUGGUAUGAAAGCUGAAAUCACAGAAACAGUGCAGUCAGUUUAUGACAAAUUAUCGAACCCUCAAGGAAAAGACAAUGGUGAGUCAUCGUCUCACAAUGAUUCACCAUCAGUUCGGGGUGAACUUGAUAAUAAUGGUGGUGCUACUGGAGCUGUUGAAACUGAUGGCACAUUGUCAGAUGGAGAACCAAAUGAACCACCUGGAUUUGGUCUGUCUGAUUCACACAGGAGAAACAAGAACAAGCAAAUACACCCACCAGACAAUGUUCGGAUGCCCACCCCUUGUAAUGGACAAGCAAUAGAAGGAAACAAGGGAGACAACUCACACUUAAAGGGUUUGCCUGAGCCUGACAAUUUAGAUUGUGGUGCUCCGCCUGGCUUUUCUUCUGUCCUCAGGCAUAAGAAUUCAGGAGACGCUAGCGAUGAAGAUCCUGAUGUGCCUCCUGGAUUUGGUUGACUCUACAUGUGACUCGAUGUUUAGUACUAUGGAAUUCCCAUCAUUUUAACAAAAUAGGGCAAGAUUCAGCCCUGUGACUGGAUAAAUUGAAUCUAAAAGCUUGCUGAAGGCAGCAAACUGGGUUUUCCAUGUCUACCAUGAUCUACAAGGAUCAGCGAAAACGACGCAACGGUAGAGUGCUUUCUCAAAAUUGGCGACAAAGAAGCUCUGGUGAGAAGGACUCGAGUGGUUUCUGUAACUGCAUAUCACCGGCCUUUCAGUGAAGUUUCCUAUCACGUUGCUGUUUUGGUUACACCUUCAGACUCCAUGGCUAACAUAUCAGAUUUGCAGAGAAAAGAACGUUAACCUUCACAUGGAUGAGGCCCAGAUCAAAACAAUUCAUUUAAACGUUUAAAGUGUAAGACGUGAUUGCAACAAAUCAUUUCCCUUUACCAACGCAUGAUUGUUUCAUUCGGUUGUUCCGUCGUUA
This is a messenger RNA of Sesamum indicum (sesame), 1379 nucleotides long. RefSeq lists its product as uncharacterized. The record is from RefSeq and is a predicted model, not a curated record. NCBI's taxonomy places the organism in Eukaryota, Viridiplantae, Streptophyta, Magnoliopsida, Lamiales, Pedaliaceae.